GAGCUUGUCUGUAUGCGAGUAGGAGGAGCUUGUCUGUAUGCGAGUAGGAGGAGCUUGUCUGUAUGCGAGUAGGAGGAGCUUGUCUGUAUGCGAGUAGGAGGGGGCGUAUCUGGCUGCGAGUAGGAGGAGCUUGUCUGUAUGCGAGUAGGAGGAGCUUGUCUGUAUGUGAGUAGGAGGAGCUUGUCUGUAUGCGAGUAGGAGGAGCUUGUCUGUAUGCGAGUAGGAGGAGCUUGUCUGUAUGUGAGUAGGAGGAGCUUGUCUGUAUGUGAGUAGGAGGAGCUUGUCUGUAUGCGAGUAGGAGGAGCUUGUCUGUAUGCGAGUAGGAGGGGGCGUAUCUGGCUGCGAGUAGUAGGCAGAGCUGAUUGGCUGGGAUGUUCGAAUGUGAGUUUUUGAAAUCUCUUGGGUGACAGCGUCAGCUCAGCAGCAGUGUAUUUUGUAAGUACAGUAAAUGUAAAAGAUUCUCUACUGAAACACAAACUGUUUGUAAAUAAAUGACAGUGUGGUUGUGUUGUCCAGUUAUACGAUGCUUUUUUAUAUUACUGGGUUUAAAUCGCUACCGGUAAUUGUUUGUUUCAAACACGGCUUCUUAGUACAGUAUUCGCUGCAACACGUCGAUGUUUUUUAUUAAUAAUUUACAUAUUGUUUAUUCUGAUUUGUAUUUAUGAUCCAAGCUUUAUUGUGGGUUGUAGUUUUAUUAAAUUGCAGCGAAAAGGUUUAUGGAUCACCAGAAUUAAAAACAUGAUCACAUGACAGUCAUGCAGUCACACUGUCUCACCACCAGUGCAUUCAGCUACUUGUAGAGGAAAACGAAGGAACUCGGGUAGGAUCGGGCGAAGUGUCUCACCAGUAACCCCCAGCACUCUGUGCAGCAAUACAAAAAACAACUGCGCUAGACCUCAUUUUCAUUCUCUCCAGCCCAGCCCAGCCCAUGGCGAUGAGAACGAGCGAAUUCGACUCCUCAGACGAGGAGGAAGAGGAGCAGAGUCAGCUACAGAUCUCCUGGUUACCCCUGUUGGAAGUUGGCUGCUCCCAGUUCCUGGGAAUAUGUGCCCUGCCAGGGUGUAAAUUUAAGGACGUGAGAAGGAAUCUACAGAAAGAUAUAGGAGAGCUGAAGGCUCAGGGGGUGUAGGAGGUGUUUGUGUUGUGCACCCGCGGGGAGCUCCGUAAGUACCGUGUCCCGCAGCUCCUGGACUCCUACAGGCAGCUGGGGCUGGGUGUGCACCACCUCCCCUUCCCCGACGGGAGCGCUCCGGAGCCAGGACAAUGCUGCCAGAUCCUGGGGGAGCUGCAGGAGAGCCUGGAGAGCAACCGCAGGACCGUCAUCCACUGUUAUGGAGGUCUUGGUCGCUCUGGCUUAAUUGCUGCCUGUCUCCUGCUCAGCCUGUCCCACUCCCUCAGCCCAGAGAAGGCCAUCGAGCUCCUCCGAGAGCAGAGGGGACCCGGAGCCCUUCGGACAGUCAAGCAAUACAACUUCUUGCAUGAGUUCCGGGAGAAGUUCACAGAACACCAGGCAGCAGAGGAUUCAACAACAAGAUCUGUUUCAAGAUAAACAUUUAAAACAGAAAAGAACUGUGGUGGGACCCUGAGACACACAUUGAUGUCUCUGUGUGAGUGGGAGCGAGUCCGGGGAAAACGAUUCCCUAGAGUGGGCGAACUCAUUUGUCUUUGGCCUCGACUGAUAGCAUCUUUUCGUUUGUGGAUUUGUUGCAUGCUGUUCUUGUCACGUGAUGACAGUAAGGGUGGGAUUGCAGGAUGGGGUGCACUUGGCUGAAUGCUUCUAAUAAUUCAGAGCUCCUGUUUUGUUUUGCUCUUUUAUUAUUUUUCCAGGGAAUGGUGCGGCUCUGUCUGUCACAUCUAUUUAUAAUAUAGAAUUACAGUCCUUUUAGAUUUUUUUUUUCUGUAGUUUUUGUUGGAAGAAUAUAAAUGCUAU
This is a messenger RNA of Polyodon spathula (Mississippi paddlefish), 1930 nucleotides long. It is a transcript of the gene cdkn3, whose product is annotated as cyclin-dependent kinase inhibitor 3. The record is from RefSeq and is a predicted model, not a curated record. The transcript has 7 exons. Gene Ontology annotation, cellular component: nucleus. Gene Ontology annotation, biological process: dephosphorylation. Lineage: Eukaryota; Metazoa; Chordata; Actinopteri; Acipenseriformes; Polyodontidae. Gene Ontology annotation, molecular function: protein tyrosine phosphatase activity.